GAAAGCUGGAAAACAAACCAACUCAAACCACCUAUCGCGCACUGGCUUUCCAUUUCUAAGGCAGUCCAGCUGCGUAAUGUCCUAGAUGCGCCUCAGUUACUUCGUCUCUCACUCCGUAAUUAGUGUCCGAGGCAAAUUCCUGCCAGCCUUUCCCCUGGGCGUGCAACGCAUUUGGGCUCAGACCCUGCCACGCUCUCAAUGCUGACUCGGUGGAAAGCUGGGAGAGAAGCUCUCUCUUGAAGUGAGAUUCGUUGUUCUGUUGAAAGCAUCCAAGAUCUGAUCAUAUUAAGGAACCGCCUCCUGCCCCCCUCUUAAAGUCACAAAGCCAUAAUAUUUUGCCUUUCAGUUUCCCCCUCGUGGCGUGCUGUGCUUAUCUAAACUCCCACCCACCGGAGGCUGGAUGCAAUUUCAACACAUUGCUGCCAAUUAAAUGCAGCAUUUCAAAAAUGUUUGUAUUUAGCAACAGAAAGCCAGUGACCAGCUCCUUGGCAGUCCAGGCAGGCACUGUUAAGGGCUAAAGAACUUAAACUUCCUGAAAUUGUUGAAUAGAAGCGGAGCGGACUUUUCUUCUUCCCCCAAGAGCUGGAAAGUGACUAACAGUUCAAGGAAGGCUCCAAAGCCGAGAGAGAUCAGCAGCACACUUCCUUUAGGGGACUCCCUCGACUUUCCCUCUCCCCCAUUUGUCUCUCCGGGGAGGAGCCAGCGAAAGGCACAUUGUAAAAAUAAAAACUGGACCGGAGCCAGCAAGUGUAAAAUUCUAAGUGGUAUUGGUCAGAUCGUGGCGGAUAAAGUAGAAACUCCUUCACUUCGUGAUGUGAAAAGUCUCAGGAGAGAGCUGAAACAUUUCUAGCAGCGGUGGGUUGUUUCAUCUCAUUUCCUUCUCCAAAAUCCGCGAUGCAGCCCUAACUUAACAUAAAAAGGGGGCUGAACCCUUGGAUUUGAAGGAAGGAGGCCCAGUUUAUGCCAGUGAAAUCACAACCUUGAUACCUUCCUUAGUUUGACCUUCAAGAGGAGAAGACUUCUGGCCCCCUUGACACCUUUCAGUCCAUCUGAAUCUAUGACUGGGGGUUCCACCCUAGCCCCCCCACCCUUUGCUGUCCCAUUCCAGAAAAUGGGUUCAUUUCGAAGGCCCAGGCCUCGCUUCAUGAGCUCUCCGGUGCUCAGUGACUUGCCACGUUUUCAAGCAGCACGACAGGCUUUGCAGCUUAGCUCCAACUCUGCGUGGAACAGUGUUCAAACAGCAGUGAUAAAUGUGUUCAAAGGGGGAGGCUUGCAAAACAAUGAACUUUACACCCUCAACGAAAACAUCAGACGUUUGCUGAAAAGUGAACUUGGAUCCUUCAUCACAGAUUAUUUCCAGAACCAGCUCCUUGCGAAGGGCUUGCUGUUCAUAGAGGAGAAGGUUAAGCUGUGCGAAGGUGAGGAUCGCAUUGAUAUCCUGUCUGAAAUCUGGGAUCACUUCUUCACAGAGACCCUUCCCACACUCCAGGCGAUAUUCUACCCUGUCCAGGGUCAGGAAUUAACUAUCCGCCAGAUUGCCCUGCUCGGCUUCAGAGACUUGGUCUUAUUAAAGCUGAAGUUGGAAGAGAUUCUUCCUCUAGUCCAAACAAAGCUCCCAGCUUCCAUUGUCCAGAUGCUGCUGGUUCUACAGGGUGUCCAUGAACCUACAGGCCCCAGCAAGGGCUACGUAUUGCUGGAAGAGCUGGUCAAACAAGUGGUCUCUCCAUACCUGGGCUUGUGUGAGGAUCACAGCUUCCCUGGCGGCACCUGUGCACUCGAGAGACGGUAUUCCAGAUCUCGUCCCAAGGCAAACCUGCUGAGCUACUCUUCCCAUAGCGUGACGGUUCGGCAGCCCAGCGAGACGGCCCUGACGCCACUGACGGAGCAGGAGGGUGAGGCUUACUUGGAGAAAUGUGGCAGCAUCCGUCGCCACACUGUUGCCAAUGCUCACUCGGAUAUCCAGCUCCUGGCCAUGGCCUCCAUGAUGCACACAGGGAUCGUGAUAGAAGAGCCAGACAACAGUGACAAAUGCCUCCUCCUGCAGCCCAGCUUCAGUCACAGGCAAUGCUCCAGUGAGCCCAGUAUUGCUGAUGGGCCGGAGGGACUGGUAGCAACGGGCAGGCAGGAACCUACGGAACUGAACUGCACCUCCGUCAGCUAGAAAGGAUGUCCCCUCCAGGAGAGAGAACCAUGUGUACUAAACCAGACGAUGGGCAGUUGUGUUCCUGCUGGGAACGGUGGAGAAUAUGAGCCUUGGGAAUGUAUUUGCUCAUGUUGUGGGAGUGGUCUAUGUUCUCAUGUCUCUUGGGAAAGGCACCUUAGAUUUUUAUCUCUGACUUUCUAGGAUCAUUGUCAGUGGAGGUACCAGGCUGCUCCCAGCAGAGCAUUCAGGACUGCAAGGGUUUCAGUGUUAAAUGCCACUGUCUCUGUAUUCUGUAGAGUUUCUUCCUGAGCUGCUCAACAUCCAAGUUCCACUGCUGUAGCCUCAGGUUCCCUCCCUUUUCUUUUUAGUGAAAGAAAUUAAUCUGAACGUUUUUCAAUCUCAUGCCUAACUCCUUGGUCUCAUUAAAUGGAGCCCUCCUCCAACUCCCAGCAGCAAUUGGAGAGACUGUGCUAAAAGCUCACUUGGUCCUUGCCCUCUGUUGCUAGGAUGGUGAUGCCCUGGGGUUGGGUUUUUCUUUUAAAUGUAUUGUACUCAGGGAUUAAACUUUGCGAGUCUUGUGGAGAACUCUGCCCCAGAUGCUUUGUAGUUUCUGAGGGUGGGGGAGGGAUUUCCUUUCUUCUUUGCUCCCACUGCAUAAAAGGGGAGAGACUUCAUCUGACUUAGCAAGAAGCCCAAAUCAGAGUGAGCUAAAGCUCUGAAUGUUUUUUCCUCUGAGAGUGUUGCCUGUCCAUGUUCAGCCCCAGUGUGCACUCCCCCUUUGAGGUCAGUGGAGUCUUAUGGGGAGUAAAUAAGGGUAGGAUUUGGUCCCACGUGCCCUACUUGGACUUUGGCAUCAGGCAUGCUGUCAAAAAUGUUAGCAUUAUCAGGAUUCCACCAUAAGGAGAAACCUGGACAGCUGGCUUCCAAGAGAAAAGGGGCAAUACGGUAACUGGGGGUAUGCUCCUGCAUUCGAAAGGUGACUUUGAAAGUGGCUUUUUGAGCCCAGGCAUCCAUGGGUCCAACCCCGGAGCUAACAUGGGGGAAAUCAGCUUUGGAUUGGUGCCUGAACUUCUAGCUCUUACAGAAUUUAUGAAAUCAAAAAUAACCGUCUGGGUUAGAGACAGGAACUCUAGCUCUGUUUGCAGCUAGGUUUGGUUUUUUUUUUAUUUUUUUUUAUUUGGAAAGCUACAACUUGUCCAGUUCUUAAGCAAUGUUAGUGUCUGUCUGACAGUGGCAUACAGUGAAUUCCACUCUGACUGCUACAGAGGGACCGAUAGGUACUCCAGAAGCUGCUCCCAUAAGAGUGGAGUCAACCUGCUCCACAAAUCCCCCUAGAUAUUCUGCUGAUGUCUUGCUAAACAGAAUUGUAAGUGUAAUUACAAGCUGCUUUGAAUUUCAGACUCCAUUUAAAAAGGAGACACCUCCCCAUCAUCUCUCAGAGUGUUGCCUGCCCAUGUUCAGCCCCGAUGUGCACCCCCACUGAUGUCCCCAAGGUCAUCAACAUGCACAUGUAGAUGACAAAUAAAUCCGUGAUUGGAAAGGUUUUCUCUACCUGCCAGGACCUGAAUUCAGGUCUCUGUAUUUCUCAUGCUAUAGGUAAUGACUUUGUGUAAGGUCGGCUUUUGCAAGGCAGUGAGCAAAGCUCCAUUCCCAUUGACUUCAAUGAAAGUGGAGGUUGCUGGGCAUCUCUCAGGAUUGGGCCUCAAUCGCCCGAGCAAUGUCAGGAGUAGAGAUUCUUCCGAGGCUGCUGUUAGCAUCAGAAAUACCAGGGAGGAGCCCUGAGCUCUGGAGCUCUUUGCAGCGCCUGUGGUUGGUAACUGUCGGUCUACAAAUGCAUUUGGCAAGGGCCUGCUCCUGCCCCUGGUCAAGCUGCCUGGAGUUUCGCUGUCUGCUUUAGCAGAAGUGCACUGAUCUGGGAUUGCAACCAACUGUUUGGACUUUAAAACCCUGGUCUACCAUUAUGUUCAAGCCUCCCAAGGAGGAGCAGCACAGAAUGUGCAGCCCAGCAGGAGGAGGGGCCACUUUUGCUCUACCUGGAUUCCCCGCCUGGCCAUUAUUUGGCAUGCCCCCUACAUUAAGGCUUUCAAGGUGGGGUGCAGGAUUGGUCUCAUUAUGUUGGCCCUACACUGCUCCUGCACCAAGAUUAUUAUUCUCUGGCCACUUGUGGUACUUUUAUGGCUCUAUUGGAUACCAGUGACGGGAUGUGGUGCGGGGAAGAUAAUCUCUCCAUAGUAUUUCAGUUCAACCUCUUCCCCCUAUUUAGUAAAUAGCAGGAACGUGCUUCAAUAGUGAGUACGAGCUUCUUUUUAUGACUAAACAAUGAGAAAUGGCUGUUCGUUUCCUGACAUACUCUGGGAUCAUCAUCCAUUUCCCUCUCUGGGAAGGGGAGUCUCUGAGGAGUAUAGGACUCCAUGCCUGGUAUUAACUUGAAUUUCUUUUUUAUCUAGCUCUAUCCACUUGUUUGACUUUUUAAAAUUUGUGUGGGUCUGCUACUUUGCAAAAAUUUGUACCAAGACGGUCUGAGUUGGGCACGUCCCACGUUUGAUUUUGGCAGGGGAGGGAAGGGUAAAGCUGGUGGUUCCAUUUUGUAAACAACGUGCGAGGCUCAAGGAAAGCCAGCGAGGGUGUUUAGAAAUGAGGUGGGAAAGGUGAUGCUUACUGGGCCACCAAAUGAACAUAUAAGGUGCACAAGCUUUUGGAAGCACAAAGAGGCUUGGUCUCCUGUGCGCAGCUAAUGCAAACUAGUUUUGUAGAAGGUGAGUAGCCUGCCUGCUGUGACUUGCAUGAUAGGCGAGAGGAAGGGGUUGCAUUGAAGGGCAGGACACUGCUGAGUGCUAGGGCAUGGUUGCACCAUAUUUGCCCAGUGGAUGGCAACAGGCUAGGAGCUCUAGGAGUAAAAGGAGCCAAUGACAACAGUGAUCCCUGCUGCUCAAUAGAAAAUAUGACCUGUGGAAGGUUUCUAGCAUGCAGUGAUCUAUCUUGAUUUAAACAGCCAGACAGGGCUGCUUUGAUAUUGGUCCAAGGCAGGUCCUAGACCUCCUAUCUACAUGCCUUCUUGCAUUGCUAUGGACAGAAGGGAAGGUGGGUGGGAGGGGUUCAACUCCCCUGUAUCCUGCCAUUUGAUGCAAACCUCUGUAAGCUGCCAACAAGUGAUGAAAUGAUUCCCCUCCUACCCCCCAAGGUUGUACAGUACCUUCUUAUUGGAUUAACAGAGAGAGUAAGUCACUUCCCACCUCAAUUGCUCUGUCUUACUCCUACCGGAUUCAAGACCACGUGGACAAGUGGUUUGUUAUCACAUCCAUGUGUCCAUACAGUUUUGCUGUAGUCUGUGAUGCAGAUUUACUUAAGGGUCCAGAUUGAAACCUAAAUUUUAGUAAAACUUCUCAUUUUUCUACCACUCUCAUGGGUCAAAUGGUAUGGUUUUGUCACUAGCAAGUUUAGUCUCCUCCAGUCCACUACUGGGAUGGGCAGCAACCUGCUUUUAUAUUUUAAUUCUCAGUCCAAACACAGGCAGUAAAUCCUGUUGCUAUUAAAACUUGGUUGUCCCUGACAGCACAUGAAUUGCAGCUGGGUUUGGAAAGACCUUCAUGUAGUACUUUUUCUUUAGGUUUCCACCCUCCCCAAUCUUAUUGUUGGGGUUCCCUUGGGAGUAAAAUUGUUGAAGCCUGCAACUCUAUGUUGAACCUACAGUGGUUUUGGUCCGCAUACUAUGUCUAAGAUUUCCAAAGGGUUCUGAACCUCCAUUUGAAAUUUUUUAGGGACCCGCAACUGAAAAAAGCUUGAAAACCACUGCUGUAGUCUGAAAACUCUCAUUUUAUGGAUUGCUUGUACAUUGACAACCUUCUUACUCACUACACGUUGUUUUACACUAGCCAUGUGUGUCUACUUUUGCUCAUAAAGUUCAAUUUUUAUACGGAAUUGUUUUUGAACCAUACAGUUCUACUGCAGCCCCAAGGGAACUUGUACUUCCAGCUCCACUGCCUGCCAGCCUGUGUUAUCUUUUCAACACGUGGGGUGUAGUCCUGACCCUAUUGCAGCCAUUGACAAAACUCCCAUUGACCUCAGUGGAAUGAGGCGUUCACCCUCUGGGGUUAGAACGAAACUUAACCUAGAGCAGCAGGCCGUUACCAUGGCCCUGCUCUGGACCACCUAAAGCUGACCUGCAAAGGACACAAAUUGGCCUUUCUGGUAGGAAGACUGCCUAAAGGGCUCAUUGUUUAUGGGCUGGUGCUGUACAAGACAGAGUCAGCCCUCCUGAUGCAAGAUGCAUUGGAAGAGCCAGAGAUCAGCUGGUGUAAAUCACCAUAGUGCUGUUGAAAUGAGUGCUAGCCUGACUCAUAGGAGCUGAGGAUCUGGCCUUUUUCAUCCAGUUGCCCUCUCCACACUCCUUCAAGGGGAGGAUAACAUCUCUGGGGCUAGGGUUUGUGUUUGUCAGGCACCCUCCCUCUCCCCACUUUGGGAACAUCUAGUGGUUCCAUGCAGGGAGGGAUGGGAGGUGGGUUUGGGGCUAGUACUGUGCCUGGAGUGAAGGGGCCAUCAGCUGACACAACAAUCUGGCUGAAGGCCAAAGUGGAGUUGGAUUGGAACAGGAGGGUGAGGACUGUAAAUGGUGGGGAAGGUGAUUUGGAGAAGGAAGUGGGGCAACAAUGAUCCUUUUAGCCGCUGUGGCUGGGCUUGAGGCAGUAGCCAGGAGCAAAGAAAUGCACAUUUUUUUUCAUAGACUCUUUCAGCACCUGGUAUAAUCAUAUAGUUUCUGCUUGGCAAAUGUCAGCUCUCUCUGCACUCCUCUGGAAGGGCUCCAUGGGCCUUGUCAGCAGCCCUUAGCCUUGUCCCAGCUGCAAAGCCCCUUUGGGUAGCCUUCAUAAGGAGGUCCAGCUGGCUGUGCAGGCUAGAGCCUAGGAAGUGAGGGAGGAUGUGUGUGUCCCUGGUGGUGAUGAAGCAUCUACAUUGCUCCCCUCCUGCUGCUUACAUGCAACUGUCAGGGGCUCACUAGUAAAUUUUUAGCUUUACAUCCUCAUUGCAGCUGCCUCAGAGCAGUAUGAGGAAGUGCUGCCUCCGUAUUUUGGAGUUGAACUCCAGCUGUUGCUGCUGCCCAGUGUUGUUGACUCGGUCAGUGUAUGUUUGUUUGAAGCUAGAGCCAUUUUGGUAAUUGCUACUUCCUGUGAAAAACAACCUGUCAGUAGAAUUCAGGAAACUCGUGAUAGAGAGUGGAAAACAAGCCCUUUUCUAAUACAAAAUGUGUCAGGAAGGACCUGGAGGUGGUGUUAGCUGCCCAAGUCUGACACUUCCAUUGUAACUUAACUCAAAGGCACCCGCAGAGACAUGUUGCCGCUUGCAAGCAACCAAGGACCACUAUAUUCUGGGACUUUCCUAGAGGGCAGCGUGCCUGUAGCCCAUGAAGUCAAUGGAAUUUUGACUGUUCAUUCAAGAGGAGCAAAAUGAAGGGAAUGCUGAAUGCUUUUGAAGAGCUCACCCCGCUGGGCCUCCUGGGC
Chrysemys picta bellii (western painted turtle) is the source of this 7635-nucleotide messenger RNA. Lineage: Eukaryota; Metazoa; Chordata; Testudines; Emydidae. The record is from RefSeq and is a predicted model, not a curated record.